AUGUUUAAGUUCGAAAAUAUUAUUGAAUCAUUGGUUGAAAAAGUAUAUCUAUUCAAAUAUUUAAGAAAAUUUAAAAGAGUAAAUCUGUCAAUAAUGAUAAGGAUUUAUAAAAAGAAGAAUUAACUAUACAGAUUAUUUGCUUCAUAGAAAAGAUUAUUGAAAAUACUAUUUAAAUGUACAUACGUCCAAUUGAAGAGUAAUUGAGAUCUUAAGAAACCUAGAUUCUCUAGCUCUAAAGUCAAUUAAUCUCUUUUCAUCAUCUAUUUUCACCUAAGAAUAAAGAGAUUAUUAAAAUUGAAAAAUAAGAAUCUCCAAUCAAAUCAAAUGAAAUUUAAAGUACUAUAUUAUAGCUUAAUUUUAAGUUCAAAUUGUAGAAUUAGAAACAAAAGUAUAAUCAAUUACAAAGCAACAAGAGAUUUACAAUGAUUAAUUAAUUGAAUUUAAAUAAGAAAAUAAAAGUAAAACAAUUUUUAAAUAUUAUAAAGAAAGCUUUUAUUCUUAUUGGGUAUUGUUGAAUGAUUUAAACGAAAAUGUAAAUAAGAUUAAAGAUUUUCUAAUAACCUUUGAUUAAGAAGAAUUAAAUUAAAGUCAUAAAAGUAGUAAUAAUAAAUUAUCAAGAAAUAACACCAAAAAAGAUUAUUGA
Molecule: messenger RNA, 643 nt
Organism: Paramecium sonneborni
Lineage: Eukaryota; Ciliophora; Oligohymenophorea; Peniculida; Parameciidae
Source: the annotation of a GenBank genome assembly